Molecule: messenger RNA, 621 nt
Organism: Trichoderma asperellum CBS 433.97
Lineage: Eukaryota; Fungi; Ascomycota; Sordariomycetes; Hypocreales; Hypocreaceae
Source: RefSeq, a predicted model, not a curated record
AUGCUCAAGGCCGUGAGCAAGUUUGUGCAACCCAGGCAGCCGCCGUGCCUGUCGACGCUUUUCCGCUUCCAGCCUCACGGGAACCAUGAACAGUCUUGUUUGAGGAAAGCCUACGCCACACAAAGAGACCAUGUGCAGGGCAGCCAGAUACUUGGUCUCCGGCUAGCAAUAGCCCAAGCCAUGGCCCAACUCCUGCCCACACCGGCCGGUCAGCCUCAGUCCGCCGAGGUACUAGUCGCGGUGCUAGUGCCUCUGGGAGCUGCCAUCACCACCACCACCACAUUUGACUUUGCAAUUCCGGCCGGCUCGACAUCAGCCGCGAAUGAUAUCUGUCGUGUAGACCGCGCUAUGUUAGCAAUAGCUCGAUACGAUAUACGCAGCCGUGCUAUUGGCGAACGAUGCUGCAGACGCCGGGGAUGCGAAUGUUCUUCACGUCCAUGUGGUUCUUGCAGAGACGGGCACACGCAUGGAUUGUCCAUCCGAACCAUCGGCUCCAUCCCAGUUACGACCAACCACAAUCGACCUUCACGUCUUGCAUGCAAGUACGCCGGUAUGCCGCAUCUGCUCACACCCACCACUACCCGCCUUAUUAUGCAUCCUUAUGCACAUCUCAUGCGCUAA